AUGGCAUCUUUUACAGCCCUCAAUGGGGGCUCGCCCCGGACUUCAGAUCCGCCUGCUGUAACCAUCGAAAAAAUCUCGUCUAUAGAGGAACGCGCACACAACGCAACCGCGUCUCAACCUCCGCCCACACCGGAAUUGUCAUCAACCCAGGCCCCAGUUCAAAGUGCGGAAAGGCCAUCUUUCCAAUCACCUGGCUAUCCCGACGUAGAAGGCUCUCAUAAGAGAAAGCGGUCUGAUUCUGUCGAGAUACGGCGAGAACAGGUUGUACAUGCAAAUACGCCGGAUUCCGCCCACCCGCAUCACGAACCCCGUGAGGUUUACGAGACACCAUCAAGAGAUUACCGUCCAUAUGGCGACGAGCAUCGAGACAGGGAUUCUUGGUAUUCACAUCAAGCACGCGAUGAGCGUAGCUAUGACUCUCAACAAAAUUCUGCCACCACCCCCCAUGGUCAAACAGAAGAGCAAAUUGGCGAUGCACUUCGCAGAGCUACCGGCCAGUUCGACCAUGGCGACUACUCCAAUGCCAGCCCAGAUGCUGACGAUCAUUCCAUUAUAUAUGGAGGCCAGUACACAUCUGAUCAGAGACGUGAUGGACUUCUGCAGCACGAUUCUAAGAAACGAAAGAGGAAUUUCAGCAACCGUACCAAGACAGGGUGCCUUACUUGCCGCAAGCGUAAGAAGAAAUGCGAUGAGCAGAAGCCCGAGUGUGGAAACUGUCUUCGUGGUAGCUUUGUCUGUGCGGGCUAUCCUCCUCAACGUGGACCAGGAUGGCAGAAGCCUGAUAACAAAUCCGCAGCAGUUCCUCUCGAAUCCAAGGACCCGACAUAUGUUCCGCCAGGAGCAUACGGAAUGCCUCAGCAAAGUCCGUAUGGAAACCAGCCGGUGAAGCGUGAACCCCUGCCACCCUACCGAGGCCAGGCCCUUCGAAUAGACCCCCCACAAGGCCGCCCUCUGGUGACCGAUGACGACCGGCCAACAGCAUCAACAUUGCCCAGCGCGUCUGUUGCGAGCCCAGAAAAUAAACUCUCUGCCUUGCCCUAUACUCCCGCCAACGUAUUCCCAACUCCCGUCAGCGCAAAUCCUCAACCACCACCACCACCAUUUGGAGAAAGAAUGGCUAAAGAAUAUCAACGCGUGCCUCCGUUGCAUGACCUGAGCAGAACAGAACCAGACUCUACUCACCUUGGGAACCAGCUUCCGCAGAUCAACAUUCUGCAUCCAACACGGACCAAUAGCCCUGCUCCCCCUCCACCCGCGCCGACAUCCAACGCCCAAGUAGCUGCUCAAUUGGCACUGUCCCAUUCGCAGUUUCCGAGACGGACCCAAAAGGAGGAGAUGCUGUCAGGGCGCCAUUUCUACCCUUUCGACAAGGAGCUCUGUCUGGAACGUGAGCGUUGCUCCGCCGCUUGCUGGAGAUUCAACAACCUCAACGGUAUAUCUCCCGAGGAGCGUGCUCGUUUGUUCCUUGAGAUUUUGCAGCCCCGCGACCCUGUUCGAGUUUCCCCUACUGAAGCCUCUCCAAUCACCAACGUGGGCCGCGUGGGAAGAAAUGUCGCUGUUGAGACACCUUUUGUUUGCGAUUAUGGCUACAAUAUCACCAUUGGUCAUCAUGUUGCCAUUGGGCGCAACUGUACAAUCAACGACGUGUGUGAAGUAAAGGUCGGCGAUAACUGCGUGAUUGGACCAAACGUCAGUAUCUUCACGGCAGGGCUACCUGUCAACCCUAAGAAACGCCAGGGAAGUCAAGGUCCUCAGGUAGGCAAACCGAUCACCAUUGAACAGGACUGCUGGAUUGGUGGAGGUGCCAUAAUCCUUCCCGGAAGGACAAUUGGCAAGGGUAGCACUGUCGGUGCUGGAUCGAUUGUCACCAAGGAUGUCCCCCCUUUUACGAUUGUAGCUGGAAACCCCGCAAGAGUCUUACGUGGCAUCGCCUCUUAA
Molecule: messenger RNA, 1938 nt
Organism: Fusarium coffeatum
Lineage: Eukaryota; Fungi; Ascomycota; Sordariomycetes; Hypocreales; Nectriaceae
Exons: 3
Coding region: 1-1938 (645 amino acids)
Biological process (GO): regulation of DNA-templated transcription
Molecular function (GO): acetyltransferase activity; DNA-binding transcription factor activity, RNA polymerase II-specific; zinc ion binding
Source: RefSeq, a predicted model, not a curated record